This is a messenger RNA of Cotesia glomerata, 1489 nucleotides long. RefSeq lists its product as uncharacterized. The transcript is spliced from 7 exons. Lineage: Eukaryota; Metazoa; Arthropoda; Insecta; Hymenoptera; Braconidae. The record is from RefSeq and is a predicted model, not a curated record. The coding region runs from base 157 to 1434 and encodes 425 amino acids.
AAAAAAAAAACGCGAUCGUCAUCUUAAAAAUAAAAGAGAAUAUUGACUCAUGGUAACGAUCAGUAAAUAAUUUAUCAGUAACUUAACGCUAAAAGUCGAAUAAAAUAAUAAUAUUCUCUACCCAAAAACUCAAUUACACUGCAAAAUAAUUAAUCGAUGAUUAUGAUAAGUAAUCAAGGCGUAAAUCGAAACUCAGUGAGCGCGGAGAACCUCAGUGACGUCGAUAACCCUCUGGCUUCCAAUGCCAAGGCGAAUCGUAAAACCCGUCGUCGCAAGUCAAGAAGCGCUAAUGAGUUUAACACCAAGGUCAAGACAACGAACGCCUCAUCCGCUGAUGGGAAGAAAGAUUACAAGAGGAAUGACACGUAUCAAAAUUACCCGACUGCUUCCAAUUCCGCUCCUCAUAUCCAAAGCCUUUACUCUGCUCGGGACAAUCAUCAUGCCACUCUGAGACCCAGGUCCCUUUACACCAAUUACAAUUAUCACUCUAGCGAGAGUAAUUUUCCGCGUUUCAAUGAUUUUUCAAAGUUCUUGGACUCUCCAUCAAACGAGCACUGGACUGGAACUCCAAAUUUUCCUGGUUCAAACUGGCGGCAAAGAAGUUCUUCAAAAUCUCUGGUCACUCCUUACUACCCCUCUGAAGACAAUGCCGCAUACGGAGAAAAUUGGCGAGACCAUGAAAUAGAAGGACCUAGCGGAGCAAUUGCAACUCCCCAUGGAACCAUUUCACUGCGGCUUCACAAUCGCAUUAGGGUUGACAUGACCGUAGACCGUGCCGUUAGAGUCAUCAACUUCAAGAACAACAUUGUACUAUCGUUAAGCGGAUCUGGAUCAGCUGCUGCUCUUCUUCAUCCCAAUGGUCGAAUUUAUCAGUAUGGCUCGCGUGUGGAGAUUCUUGCUCAUGACUCCCAUGGAAAUAAUAAAUACGCCAAGAUGUGGUACAAAGGAGUGAGCUUCACUUCGGAACAAUGCGCUCUGGUGUACUUGGUUGAUGCAGCGGGAACAAGAACUACGACUGAUUCUUUUUCAGAUAUGAGUCAGGAUUUUUCAUUGGGUGUUUUUUACGCUGAGUCAAGACACGGUCCAGUAUGUCUCCAAGAAGCAGCAGCUGCUCUCAGCGCUGCUCAGUACUGGGUGACUGACGAAGGAGUUGAAAAUUGGAUCAUUAACAAUGUUAGAGUGUCACAGACUCCUGAUGGUCUUGUUAGAAUUGCAAGAAACAGUAACAAAUACCAAAUGCGAACAUCUCCCAGCAAUGGAACAGCAUCACUGACUACUCCUUUUAUGCACUGCACCGCUUCCCUGGGCCAGACAUCUCAUUUGUUUGUUCGUCGCGGAGAACGCCGGAUGCACUAUGAUGGAACCAGCUUUAUUGUUCGUAAUGCAGGUCACAGUGCUGGCUUUGAUGACAAUAACCAGCUUAAAGUUUAUUAAAAAUAUAUCACUGUCGUUAUUUAUAUCUUCAAAAAAUAUCAUCAAUCUCUUGGCU